Lobosporangium transversale is the source of this 866-nucleotide messenger RNA. Its product is annotated as P-loop containing nucleoside triphosphate hydrolase protein. NCBI's taxonomy places the organism in Eukaryota, Fungi, Mortierellomycota, Mortierellomycetes, Mortierellales, Mortierellaceae. Bases 104 to 802 code for a protein of 232 amino acids. Gene Ontology annotation, molecular function: ATP binding; nucleic acid binding. The transcript has 3 exons. The record is from RefSeq and is a predicted model, not a curated record.
CAAACCAUUUAUAUUUGAAAAGAUCUAAGCAAAAAGAGCGAACAGCACAGAUCUCUGGCAGAAAACCAUAGUAGAAACGUCUCUAUGGUCUAACUUUUCGCACAUGGCAUCCGACAAUGAAACUCAGCUUAAAAGCCUUGAAGUCCUUGAAUACAAGGAAGAGACUAGCUGGGAAGACUUGGGUCUCGAUCUGGAUCUACUACGUGGCAUAUAUAACUACGGGCUGAUAAUCCCCAGGCACGUUCAACACCGCGCUAUCCCAGCCAUACUCCAUGGCCACGAUGUCAUCAUCGAUGCCCCUGACAUGGCAGGCAAAACUAUAGCUCUAAUUCUUUCUGCACUUCAAGCUAUUGAUAUUUCCAAUCCGGAAUGCCAAGUGUUGAUUCUUGUACCAGUCCCAGACAUGGUGCCAAAGAUCCAUCACAAAAUACAGGUGCUAACUCAGUUUAUGAUGCAACUGAUUACGUUUGAAUGUAUGAGCGCCAGAUCGGCUCUUCCUGUCCAUGAGGUGAUAUCUCGGUUAAGACAAGGUACCCAAUUGAUCGUGAGCACACCAGGACGUGUAUAUCCUCAUCUUCUUGGGCAUAAUUCACUCAGGUCUGAUAUGAUCCGGAUAGUUAUGCUGGAUGAGGUAGAAGAGAUUUUAUCAAGAGGGUUCGAGACUAUAGUAACCGACAUCUUGGCCCAUCUUCAGCAAAAUGUACAGCUGGUACUAGCUACACCUACGCUCAAAGGCGAUCCUGCGAUAGAGAGAAUAUUAGGGCGUUUAAAAGAUCUAGUCCAUAUUACACAGAUAUCUUAAUAACGCGGCAUGAAUGUAAUGGGUGCAGGCAUUGCCGACCGCAAUAGUUCCCGUUGUCUUCUAA